UUAGUUUUUUCUUGUAAUCACUAAAUAAUAACGAAUAUCACAUGAUAGUUUUAGAUUAUUAAUUGCUUUCAUAUGACGAAAUAUUUAAAUUAUUUACUUAGUCAAAGUUAAAAAAUAUUUCAUUACGGGAAAUCAGAUAAGAUUAAACUAGGAUUUUAGGAUUAGGUUUUAAUUUAUUAAUUAACAAGUGAGUGAUUCGUCGUCAAUCUGAAGAACGAGGUCUCAAAAUUUUAGAUUGUUUCGGUACUCAAAAAAAUAUUUAUACAACCAUGGUGUUCAAAAUAGUUUUUCUUCUAGUGAUCAUUAAUUUAUUCAGUAAAAUAGAAUCGACGAAACCAAAAAUUGAAUUUCUUGCUGUGGUGUUCCGUCAUGGCGAUAGAGCGCCUGAUAAUGGACGAGAACAGUAUCCCAACGAUCCAUACAAAAACUAUGAAUACUUCCCGGAAGGCCAUGGAGGAUUAACUAAUCUUGGGAAGAAAAGAGAAUACGAUCUCGGCAGUCAUCUUCGCAGUCUCUACAAUGACUUUUUGGGAGAAGAUUAUACUCCAAAAAAAUUGGCGGCACGUAGUACUGAGUAUGACCGAGCAAAAAUGUCCUUGCAGUUGGUGCUGAGUUCUUUGUAUCCGCCAAAAGGGACUCAGGUUUGGAAUAAAUACUUAAAUUGGCAGCCGAUUCCUUACACCUAUGAGCCCGGUGACAAUGACAUUCUUAUGAUACCUGAAGAAUGUCCUCAGUUUUUGGAAGAAUUGAAGCGAAUUAAAGAACUACCGGAAGUUAAAAAGGAAGUGAAUAAAAUGCGGCCUUUUAUGCAAAAGCUUUCGUUACUGUCGGGUAAAAUUAUAAAUACAACAACAGACUUUUAUGAUAUGUAUCAUAAUUUAAUGGCCGAGUAUAUUAUGGGACUCGAGUUACCCAAAUGGACUCAGGGAAUUUUUCCUCGCGGCCUCUUGUGGGACGGAAUUAUUCUCGAUUACAAAAUAACUCAUUAUAAUGAGAAGCUCAGGCGACUGAACGGCGGAAUGUUCAUCAGACAUUUCACAGACAUUAUGUCUAAAAUAGUAAACAAUGGAACUGAUAAAGGACCAAAGAUUAAUUUAUUUAGUGGACAUGAAACGAACGUAGCAUCUCUUUUGAACACUCUCGGUAUAUUUGAACCGCAUGUGCCCGCGUACAGCAGCGGUGUCAUCGUGGAAUUACUUCGCAACGAGACUGACUACUACGUGGGAUUGCGCUAUUACCUGGGGAUCCCGUCCAAGUCGGUAGAAAAACAACUUCCAGGAUGCAGUAUUCCGUGUCCGUUCAAAGAUUUCAUGAGAAUAAUGAACAAUUUGAUACCAUCGGACAAAGAAAUGAUUUGUCCGAAAGGCGAGUCGCUCUAUCGGGUUGCGACCAUCAACACUGAGGGUCUAGAAUAAUUUUAAUUAGAUCUUAAAUAAUUAUAAUCUUCUAAUAUAAUUAUAUAUAGAUAAUUAAUUAAAUAAAAAAUAUUUUGCUAUAGAAACCACUUGGGAAAAUACCGUCCUGUACCCUGUAAAAUAUAUAUAGGUGUAAUUAAUAUAAUAAUUGUAUAAACAAAAUAUCAUUGUGAUUUAUUACACAUGCAUGAGAAAAUUUUACGUCAA
Messenger RNA from Microplitis demolitor, 1622 nucleotides. RefSeq names its product venom acid phosphatase Acph-1. Gene Ontology annotation, biological process: dephosphorylation. The transcript has 6 exons. Bases 270 to 1415 code for a protein of 381 amino acids. The record is from RefSeq and is a predicted model, not a curated record. Lineage: Eukaryota; Metazoa; Arthropoda; Insecta; Hymenoptera; Braconidae. Gene Ontology annotation, molecular function: phosphatase activity.